GUGAAAUGUGAUGAUGUCGAGGUGGCCCCUUUUUUGCGUAUCAUCGCGCUUCCUCGUUGACUGAUAUGGUACCCUGAGAGACCCAGCUUCCCUUUGAAUUUGUCCCGAUUGUGCUUUCGAAAGCCCUCUCGACGCGACAGCACCAUUACCCAACCAAAUCCGAAUAAACCUUUGAUGCUGAGUAUUUAUCGUCCUUUUCAGUAUUAUAUGGUACCGUGACUGAAUGGCAGAGUAAAAGUGAUAUGAGGUUCCUAAUUGGAGGUUUUUCAAAAAACGCAAAGAUUUGGUGAAAUUGUUCCUGCUUCCAGCAGGCAAUUACUACUUCGCUUCCUCAACUGAUCUCUUCUUAAAAGUACUAUUGCCAACUAAAACUACCAUCAAAAAUUAUGGCGGUGAAGCAGCCUUGUGGCCCAGCGGCAACGCUGAUGCUAGAAGAUGCGUUACAGAAAAUUAUUCACAGAGAUGGUUCGAAAUCCCUACGAAAAGAGAAGGAAAUGGGUCUCGUUCCGCUCGGUACGCAAAGCCCGUUCGGUGACUUUUAAGGGCAGGAAUGAACAGUGAUAAUUUUGAUUUGACAGAAAAGUUUGUCCUAGAGCGAGACAAUUGCGGACUGUCAAGUGGCUUCGUGGUACUAGUCCAAGCAUUCAACGCUAGAACAAGAACAACUUGUAGUUAUAGCCACCUAUGAAAACAGACUGUUUUAAACAGUAGAUUCCUGAGUUUGAUUUCUUGAAAUGUUUCUUCUUCAUGUACCCCCGGAAAACUACACGAAAGUCGUAAAGAAACCGGUGACGGAGGUGCCAACGAAGUUUGUCGCCACUACGGACGGACAGAAGCCGCCGCCCCGGGCAGGCGCUGCACAGCGAAGGCCAAUUUCUAGCACAGAAUUCCGUCGCUUUUACGAUCGAGGGGAUCUCCCAAUCCAAAUUUUUCACGGUGCAGCAGGAGGCAAAAUCGCUUGGAAGGUGUUAUUCUUCAUGAUUUCUUCGGAUAGAGAAUUGAGCUGUUUGACGCUUCAAUCAUGCAAGAGGAAGUUGGUCAUAAUCCCUCCACCAGGUUGAAAUCGAGAAGUUGGAUUAUCAUCAUUAUUUACCAAUUUUCUUCGACGGUUUGCGAGAGCGGGAGGACCCUUACAGAUUUUUGGCGGUGCAGGGUGUCUACGAUAUGCUCGAAAAGGGUGGAUCGAAAAUUUUACCUGUCGUCCCUCAGCUUAUCAUUCCGAUCAAAACCGCACUAAAUACGAGGUGUGUCGAGAUUGUUUGCACCACUAUCAAAGUCCUAAUUCAGCUCGUGCUCUCUGCGGACAUGGUUGGCGAAGCACUCGUCCCGUACAACUUUCUCUACUAUUUCAACACUGUUUUUAUCCACUUUGGUCUUCGUUUUCUCGACCCCUGAGUCGAAGGACGCACUCAUAAGUAGUUACUUACCUUAAUCCUCCGUAGUCUCUCCCAAUAAGCCGACUGAAUCAACGUGCAGGUAUUAUCGGCAGAUUUUGCCGAUUUUCAAUAUUUUCAAGAACGCGCAGAAGAAUCAAGGAGACUUGAUGGACUACAGCCAGCGGAAGCGAUUGAAUCUCGGCGAACUGGUCAACUUAAGGCACAUACACCAUCACCCUCUCGUUCACCUGCAUUUUGCUUUUUAGCUCCUUGUCAUCACUUUCUUUAGAUUGCGCCUGUCAAACAAGUUAAGUUGUAGAUGGAAUAAGUCCGCUCGCCUCCGCGACGACCUAUCUAAUCUCGGAAGCUCUGGAGGUAUUCGAGACGCAUGGAGGAGAAGACGCUUUCAUCAACAUCAAGUACAUGAUUCCGACCUACGAAUCGUGCGUAUUGUCGUAA
Messenger RNA from Amoebophrya sp. A25, 1835 nucleotides. Lineage: Eukaryota; Dinophyceae; Syndiniales; Amoebophryaceae. The record is from the annotation of a GenBank genome assembly.